This is a messenger RNA of Candoia aspera, 5258 nucleotides long. RefSeq names its product mitochondrial fission regulator 1 like (gene MTFR1L). The coding region runs from base 454 to 1314 and encodes 286 amino acids. Gene Ontology annotation, cellular component: mitochondrion. Gene Ontology annotation, biological process: mitochondrial fission; aerobic respiration. Lineage: Eukaryota; Metazoa; Chordata; Lepidosauria; Squamata; Candoiidae. The record is from RefSeq and is a predicted model, not a curated record. The transcript has 9 exons.
CGCUGUUGCCAAGCGGAAGGACAACCCGGGAGCGCCGGGAAGCGGCCUUCGCGUUUGGCGACGCGGGUCGUCGGGAGUGCUUUCCGCGUCCGGGUCGUCUUCGCUGAGCGGCGGGGGACUCGGCCCGGCCUGACGGGGGAGCGGUGCUGGCAGCGCGGUUCUUAAGUUUCCCACAGAGAGCAAGCUGUUGACUCCACAGUUUGUUACAUGGAAGAGGCUUCAAAAGAAUACAGUGGGUUUUAUUUUCAAAGCAAUCCAAUCAAGACUGGAAUAAUCACUGAUCUGUUCUGUGGAUACCUUUGGUGAAUGGGUUGUCACUCCACAGAUCUUUCAUUAUGAGGAAAAGCUGAGCUCCUUCUGAUUAUCCGGGAUGAAAUACUAUGAGGCUUAUAUAUAAUUCCUGGAGCUUCAGUUUUUUCCUGUGACUUACUUGUACUUCUUGCAUGGACAGAGAUGGAAGCUGAAUCAACAAUACCAAUUUGGCAGAACAAAUCCUGCGGUUCCUCACGCAGUUUUGUGAGAAGAAUUGGGACAAACCUUCCUUUGAAACCCUGUCCUAGGGCUUCCUUCCAGGCACUACCAGAUGUUUCUGAUUUCUAUUUCAAUAACACCCCCCCGGUCCCCACUCUGGCAGAUGUUGCCUGGAUUGCUUCUGAUGAUGAAGAAACAUAUGCUAGAGUCAGGACAGACACACGUCCCCUGAAGCACAAAUGGAAACCCACCCCACUCUUUGUUAUUCAGCGGAAUGCUUCUGUCCCAAAUUUGAGGAAGCAAGAAGAAAAGUUGUUGGCUCUGAAGAAACCGUGUUUACCUGCCUUGAGUCGAACUACAGAACUUCAGGAAGAAUUGAGUCACCUGCGGAGUCAGAUUGCUAAAAUUGUCGCUGGAGAUUCAGCUUCCUCUUCAUUAACUCCUGAGUUAUUAUCUCCAGGAAGUUCAAAUGUGUCUUCUCCCUUGCCGUGCUUUGGACCCUCAUUCCAGUCUACAACUUCCUUUGUCAUUAGUGACAUCACAGAGGAGGAGGCUGACUUAGAAAGUCCUGAACUUCCAUCUGUUUCCAUGCUUUGUUCCACAACCUCUGAGUGCUGCAAAGCCGACCUGAAGGAUUCCGAUGACGACGAUUCAGUGUCUCUCUCAAAGGCCAGUAGUUUUGCAGAUAUGAUGGGCAUUCUUAAGGACAUUCACAGAAUGAAACAGAAUAAAGACUCGAACAGAAGUUUACUGAAAGAAGAGGAUCCUGCAAUUCUUAUAGCAGAAGUUUUAAGAAGGAAGUUUGCUUUGAAAGAUGAAGAUGUAAAUAUGAAAAAGAACUGAUGGUGAUACUCAUUUAUUAUCUUAUAUUACUAAGCUCCUAAGAUUUUUCUCUACAAUGGCUGCCUUCCUUGAACAUUAAAUGUCCUUUAGGGAUUAGGCUUCCUGUGUGCUUAUGUGCAAAAGGAACACACUACAUGAGAGAAACUGACAUUUUGCUGUUUUUUUCCACACAGUUGAGUGAUACUUUUUUUUAAAAGGUAAAGUUUUCCACAUUUUGAACUGAAACAGCAAGUACAGAUUCUUUUAAAGCGGAAAUUGCCAGUUGCCGACAGUGGUGAUUUUUGUUUAAAAAAAUUCUCUUUGUAAACUUGCUGGAAAUCUGAAGCCUGUGGCUGCCUAAACUGUUUGACUCCCAAGAUUUCUUUUUGAAAAGGUAGCUUUUUGAACAGUUCUUUUUUUCUGCAGUCUUUCCCCACAACUGACAUUCUUCUAACAGACGUGUAGUUGACUAAAGAUGGGAAUGAAGCGCCUAAUGUAAGCACUGAAUUUAAAAUCUGGUUGCUGAUGAUACACUAAGGCUGUGCAGCAGUUCAGAUUUGAAAGGAGAUUUGGAGUCCAUUUGUCAACACCUCCUUAAACCAAAUACAUCUACGAAGUUGCUAGUGCAUGUGACAAGCACACCUAUGUGCACUCCGAUUCAGGCUGCUACCCAGUCCUGUAAUUCAGCUCUUUAAAGCUAAAAUUUCUCUUUCCUUUUUUCACUUGUUGAGACCAAACACGUCUGCAUCCCUUGCUCUUGCUUUAAGCUCGGGGCCAAGCAGGUUGAAUUAACACAAAUGGAAGAACAGCACAGUCAAGUCUCCAGCAGAAGGGCACCAAAUACCCUGUGGAUUUGAUAAGAUACUUGAGCAUCGGUGGUGGUGAUCAGCAUAAUCCAAGAGAGGCUUGGCCUGUUCUGCUAGCAGUGUGAAAAAGAUCCUUAAAACCCUACCAAGAUGGGCUUUGCAGUUUUGGCCCAGGCAGCGCAUUCUUCCUCAAAGCCUUGAGACACAGCUGCUUUAAUGGCGCUUGCAGGUGGCCUUCACGUGCAUCUGCAGACGUCUCAGAUUCCUCUGACCCUUUUGCAUAGCAUUAGGCUGUGGCGUCUCCGAGCAAGUGGAAGGUCUUUUCUAGUGCUUGUCUGCAUGCUUAAAAGCAUUACCACUAAUAAUAACCUUUCAGAACCUCCUGGCAAUUUGUAGAAGUGUGAAAGUAUGGAAAGUUUUUGCGGUAGAUUUUAAAAGCCUUUUGAGCACUGGCUGGUCCUUUAUCAGCCGCAAUUGUAGCAUGAUUGUCUCUGAUGCUGCCACUGUUAUCUAGGAGAACCAUGUUGGUUUAAAUCACUGACUUCAACCCUCAGGGAAUUUACAUCAUUCUCAGUGUCCCAUGUAGCACAGAACACGUUUCCACUUCACCCAUUCUUCUCCCUUUCCUCACCUUUAAUAUUAGUAUUCUACCCAAUUAUUUAAAGAUACUAUAAAGCCCGAUGUAGACAACCUGGUACCUUCCAGUCAUUUUUGGGCUACAACUCCCAAGAACAUUAGCCAUUAGCCCAGGGUUCAGGCUGCUUGGCAUUCAAAUCCAAAGCAUCUGGAGAGCACCAGGUUCUCAUCAUUUUAGAACAACUGAUCUCAGCCCCUGUUCAGACUCGGUUGGAGUUCUCUGUAAACAUGCAAACCGGUGUUCUGGUCCUGAAGAUCUCCAGCCACCUAAGGGGAGCAGACCUAUCCCUGCAGGCUGGAUCUUGCUGAAGUGGCAUGGGGUCAAGUGCACCAGCUUCACAACCUGGCAGAUCUGUUGCUUUUUAAAAACCCUUUCCCCACGCCCUCCGUUUGGAAGCAGCGAGGACUGGCCAGCAAUACCAACCCUUAAGUGGUGCUGUGGCUGAUGGGUCUGGCUUCAACCUGUCUUAGCCGAACAUAAGCUGUCGGAAGGAAAGCUAGUUGAGCCCCCUCUCGUGGAAUAAUCAUUCUAGAGUAGCCUAACCCCCUCCAAGAACAACAGGAUUAAGAGUGCAUUACUCCAUUUCUUUUAUUAGCUCGCACGCUGAAGAAAGCACAUUGAACAAGCAGGCUAAGCAGGCUAUGGACAGCCACAGGCAAUAUAUGCAGGGGCCCUUUAAGCCCAGUUUGUUUUGUAGGUAGGCCCUGAGCACGUUUAUCUCACAGAGCAAUUAUGAUUUAAUGUUUAAUGACUUUAUUGCCUUCCGAAUCCUCUGUGAAUAGCAAGUCAUAACAUGACUUUUCACUGCUGUCUGUCAGAAGAGAGAAGCGCCUCACGCCCAGAGACCCGGAGGGGCUUCUCUCUCUGGAGCAACCAUCUCCGAAGCAGCCCUCACAGAAGGAGCUUCUCACGGUGCUGCUUGGGCCCCACCGAGGCUCCUCUGGCAGAGGCGGUGCACCUCGCUCACCCCAGAAGCGGUGCAAAAUCACUUUGUGGCCCUCAGAGUCCUGCGUGAACAGCGGCCAAGUCGGAGCUAGGGAGCCGUUCUCGUGGCCUUUCUCCCCACUGCCGAUGGUGUUCUUGUGCUUCUUGCAGAAUCCAGACGCGGUUUGGUUGGAAUCUGUCAAAAAUGCUGCUUCCGGUGUGUGUUCUUCCAGCUCAGGGUCCCUAUUUUCAGAGUCACAGAGGUCCACAAAAGUAGCAUCUGUAUAAGAAGGGGGUCUGCGCCUUUUCCCUGCAUUGGUUCUUUGGCUUGAAAUUAUUUUAAAGCCUUGGCUACCCCGAGAAAAGGAAGUGGGGCUUUUUUCUCCUUGCCAUCCGUUUUUUUCUUUCAGAGGCGACAUAGGAGCCAUCUGCUGCUCGAGACCCCCCUUUUCUUCUAGGUGCUGAGUGAGGUCUGUGGCUAGGAAGGCCUCCCCCUCUGUGACGGCAUCUUCCCCCCUAGCCCCACGAAGGAUGCCGCCAUGACUCUGGGCUCGAGCGGGGAGAGAACAGCAAGGGAGGAGACGCAAGCCGCUGGUUGACUCCGCAGGUGGUGGUUUGCAGUCUUGCAGGCCUGAUGGUUGAAGGACAGAAGUUGGGGCCAUGGUUCUUUUCCCUCUAAGCAGUUCGUGGUCUUUUAGGCCGAUGGUGCUGUUUGACGCAGAGGCCAAUAACCGUUUGUUUGGGUCGACGUCCUUUUCCCCUGCCAAAAGCAGUGGAAUCUGAGUCAGCCAAGAGAUCAAAUACACAGCCUUUAUAUAGCAGUCUAGUGAAAUGGCAGGUGCAACCCUUUACUUCAGGAACCAGAUACAUAACUGAGAAAAAUUGCUGUAAACCCCAAAUACUUACUGUUAAGAGAGGUUCCUGCUCCAUUUCCCCAGAGUCUACCGGAACCCAAGAGGUUGGGUGUUCUCCCUGGUAGACAUUGUGAAAGAUGACCUGCCCUUGGAGGAGACCUGGUCUCUGUUUGAUUUACUGCAGUCCUCAGAAGCUUUGCCAAGACAGCGACUUGGACAGAACCCUUGGCCAUAUAAAGCCUGUCUAGGAGGGAGGAAUCAUUUAAUUCAGGAAAAAAAGUGUGCCUUAGCUUCAGCGUUUAAAAAAAAGUCUUUUGGAUGUGUUUGUAGAUGCAAAAAACCUGUCUGGCUAACCAGUGAAACAAAUAAUACAAAUACUGAUCAGACUCUUAACUGCUGCUAUGCCUGAAUUAAGCCUGGAAGAUCAACAUGACUUUCUUGCAAGGUCUCAAUUAUUCCUUCCCUUGCUCUUUUGUGGAAUGGAAAGAAACAACCAAGAGCUGUUCUGUUCGCUAAAGAAAAGACUUGGAAAAAGGGUCAAAAGUUGCUGCUUUCCUCAAUUACCUUUCCCCAGUUUUUGAAGUGGUUAAGAAUAAGGACUUGUUACUUAUCCUCCACACCUUUUAGUAGUAUUAAUGCAGUGGAGAGACAAGGGUUUUUGGGAUGAUAUUGUAUGUUUUGUUAUAAUGUCUUUGCAGUGAAGAGUGCAAUGGAAGUAUGAAAUAAUAAAUCUUCUUAUAUAGA